AUGAGCACUACUUCAAGAAACUUCAAUAUGGAUCACUGGUUAAACGUAUGUGGAUGUCAUAUUCUCCAUCCGUUGAUAAAGUGUAUUGUAUUGCAUGUAAACUAUUUGGAACAUCAACAGCUAAGAAAAAUCCUUUAGCUAAAGAUGGAAUAAAUGAUUGGAAACAUAUUUCUAGAAGAAUUUUAUGCCAUGAAACGUCAUCUGAUCAUUUACAAGCGGUUUUAAGAAAAUCUAUGUAUAAUUCAAAUCAACGGGUAGACGUUGGACUGAUUUUAGAAUCAUCUAACGCUUAUGUUGCCGAAAACAGAGAAGUUGUUAAAAUUAUAUUUGAAACUAUAAUUUAUCUUGCUCGGCAAAAUAUACCAUUUCGAGGGCAUGAUGAGAGUUUAACUUCUUUAAAUAAGGGAAAUUUUCUAGAGAUGUUAAAACUAUUGUCAAAACACCAUGCGUUGCUCUCAUGUCAUCUUAGAAAAAUUGAAGAUUCAAAAAACCACAAUCGUCUGACAUUUUUAUCGAAUGUAAGUCAAAAUACAAUGAUUUGUAUUCUUGGUGAGCUGAUUCGUUCAAAAAUUUUAAAAAGUGUUAAAAGUGCUCAAGUAUUUUCUAUUAUGAUAGAUACAACCACGGAUAUAUCCAACUUGGAACAAUUUUCAUUAGUAUUGCGUUUUGUUAAUGAUCAAGGGAUGGUAGAAGAGAGGUUAGUUGCUUUAAAAAUAGCAACUGACUCAACCGGAAAAGGAAUGUUUAACUUAUUUUGUGAUAUUUGUGAAAAAUAUGGCUUGGACUGGAAAAAUCAAUUAUGUGCUCAAUCGUACGAUGGUGCUGCUGUUAUGCAAGGGCAAUACUCAGGACUUAGAACAUUAAUUCAAGAGCACAAUCCUCGAGCAGUAUAUAUAUGGUGCUUUGCUCAUACUCUGAAUUUAACAAUUGUUGACACAUGUGAUUCUUGUACAGAAACUAGAAACUUUUUUGGUUAUAUUCAAUCAUUAAAAGAGUUUAUGGCAGCACGUAAAAGAACAGCAUUAUUUAUGGAACACCAAAAAACAUUAUACCCACAUGAGCGUGCUCAAGUGGUAAUAGAAGUGGUUUUUGAAAAGUACAAAGCCAUUUUGAAUACAUUAGAAGACCUCUCAAAUAUAAGCGACCGAUCAACAGGCUCAUUAGCAACCACUUUAUUCAAAAAUAUUACAUCUUUCUCAUUUGUGUCGAUAAUGUUUUUAACGAAAACAAUUUUUGAGAUUACAACACCAUUAUCUAAAUACCUCCAAUCUCCAGCGAUUGAUUUUAUGCAAGCCUUAGUCAUGGUCGAUUCUGUAAAACAGCAACUAACCAACUUACGAACAACUGAAGGAGCACAUGAAGUAUUACAAAAUGCUAAACAAUUUGCAAUCGAUAAUGAACUUGACGAAACACAACUUCCUGAAAUAAGGCUUAGAAAACGAAAAAGAAUGUUUGAUGAAAUCUCUGAAGAUGAAAUAAUUUCAAAUCCAGUAGAUAAUUUCAAAUCUAAAGUAUAUUUUCUAGUCAUUGAUAAAAUAAUAAUGUCAAUAACAACACGAUUUGAAAAAUCAAACGAUAUUCUUAAAGACUUGUCUUUUUUAACACAUGAUAGAUUAAUGAAUGCCAAUCAAGGAAAACCAUGUCCUGACGAUAUGUUUAAUUCUUUGAAAAUAUGGAUUCCUCAGAUUAAUCAAGAUGCACUACGCAUUGAAUAUACUGUAUUUUCUAAAAGUUUUUUAGAAUUUCAAUCUCAAAUUAACCCAGAUAAAGUUCACAAUUACACUGAUGACAUUAAUUUUAUCAACAAUAAUGAAUAUGAAGAUGAUUCUGAUGAAAAUCAUGAAAAUGAAAGUCAAGACACCAACAUAAACCGUUCUAAGAAAACAACACCACUCCAAUUGCUCCAACUACUUAAUUCAUUUGACUUAAUUACAGCUUUCCCGAAUUUAUACCUUCUAUAUAAACAUUUGUGUACCAUUCCAACAACUUCCGUUUCUUGUGAACGGUCAUUUUCAAAACUCAAACUUAUUAAAACUAGACUCCGGUCAACAAUGGCACAAAGUAGGUUAGAAAGUCUUAUUUUGAUAUCAUGUGAAAAAGAUUUGACCAAUUCUAUUAACAUUGAUGAAGCAAUAGAUAAGUUAGCAUUAACAAGUGAUUUAAUGAAGAAGUCAUUACUUUUUAAAUAA
Messenger RNA from Sipha flava (yellow sugarcane aphid), 2189 nucleotides. Its product is annotated as zinc finger MYM-type protein 1-like. Gene Ontology annotation, molecular function: protein dimerization activity. The record is from RefSeq and is a predicted model, not a curated record. Lineage: Eukaryota; Metazoa; Arthropoda; Insecta; Hemiptera; Aphididae.